Molecule: messenger RNA, 1449 nt
Organism: Ixodes scapularis (black-legged tick)
Lineage: Eukaryota; Metazoa; Arthropoda; Arachnida; Ixodida; Ixodidae
Product: intracellular coagulation inhibitor 2
Exons: 3
Coding region: 165-1346 (393 amino acids)
Molecular function (GO): serine-type endopeptidase inhibitor activity
Source: RefSeq, a predicted model, not a curated record
GGGAAGAAGCUGGAGCGUUUAUCUGUUUUUGUUGUUUGUUUUAUUCGUGCUCUAUUUUUUAAACGUACGAUUGAGUUCUGAAGACCAUCGCGCGCAGAAGUUCUUCGGCGGCAUUCUGCCUGGUGACAUCAAAGACGCAAGCUGCUCAUCACAAUCGCCCCAAGAUGAAAGUUAUCACUGCGUUCCUGUCCGUCUUCGUCCUGUGUUCAGCUGAAGAUGAUGACAAACUAACGGUCGCAAGCAAUGAUCUUGGUAUGCGCCUGCUCCCUCUGCUACCAAGCUCUCCCGAGGAAAAUAUCUUCUUCUCGCCCUACAGUCUUUCAAUAGCGAUGGGAAUGGCCUACGCCGGAGCAGGAGGGGAGACACGACAAGAACUUCACGAGAACCUGGGCUACUCCAGGGCUGGUCUUCCGGAAGAGCAGGUCUUGGAUGCGUACGCUCGUCAGACUCAGCGACAUCUGUCUGAUCCGUCUAACACUACGGUGGACGUCGCCAACACAGCGGCCAUUCAUUUAGGGCUGCCCCUUCUGAACGAGUAUGAGGCAAUACUGAGGAACUCCUUCAAUGCCGAUCUGCAAAAAGUUGACUUCGUAGAAAAUGGACAGGGGGCUGUUGACGUCAUCAACAGUUGGGUCAAGGACAAGACUCAUAACAAGAUUGAGAGUCUCUUUAGCGAGCCCCUGGAUCCGCUUACACGAUUUGUUUUGCUGAAUGCCAUGUACUUCAAAGGAACUUGGAAGACUGAGUUUCAGAAGAGACGUACCGGACAAAGGUCGUUCUUUAACGGUGGCGUAACUCAAGCACAAGUUGACACCAUGAUCGGCAAGAUUCGUAUUCGUCACAACAGCUUCAACGAUAUGAGUGUGGACGUUGCAGAAUUGCCCUACCGUGGUGGUGACUAUAGCAUGGUCAUCCUGCUGCCCCAAGAGAAAACCGGUGUAGAGGCGCUGAAGAUGAACCUUACGGCCGGAAUUCUCAAGACUAUCCUAGAUCGUCUGGUGCAACGCGAUGUUACGGUAUUUCUGCCAAAGUUUAAGUUUGAAAGCAAGUACUCACUGAAGGAAAUUCUUCAGAAUAUGGGCAUCAGGAGAAUCUUUGGCGGCGGUGCUGAUCUUUCCGGAAUCUCUGGAGACACGAGCCUGCAUGUGUUCGACGUGGUGCAGAAGGCGGUUGUCGAGGUCAACGAAGAAGGCACCGAGGCGGCGGUGGUGUCGGCAGUGAUCGGUGGACUCAGGAGUGGCAGCUUUAGCGGUUUCGAAUUCGAGGUCGACCAUCCUUUCCUCUUCUUCAUUCGAGACACGCGCUCAAACGCCAUCCUUUUUGUGGGGCAAGUGAACCACCUCUGAGACAACCAAGUGUUAUUGAGAUAUUGGUCUCAACGAUGACAAGUUUGCUGCAACACCUGGCCCAAAAUGAGCGAUUACGUAAUAAAGGUACAAGCAAACAGCA